UGUCGUUUUCGAAGUGGAGGCUGGCUUGACUUCAGUUGCUUUCCGCGGCUGCCGGGUGGUUGUUUGUGAGUCCUGUGGUUGUGUCAGCGAGACAGAAGAGACCCGGUAUCUGAUGUGAGCUGCAGACCUGUGGAGGAUUAGGACACUGAAAGUCCAGUGUGGAGGACCGAGGAGCUGUAAGCGACAUAGGAGGGAGGCUGGCCACUCUCACAGCUCAGCUAGAGCCUCUGCUGCAUAGAUGGAGCGGCUCCACUGGGUGCAGUAUCCCUUUCGGCAGCUGCUGGCGAGAGACUCAGGGCGGGGCUGGUACUCUGCCCCAGAUGGCCUGCCAAACAAAAGCUCCCAGGAUGCCCACAGCACCCCGCAGAGAGUCAGUGGGAAACCGAGAACGGUGUUUGCCCGCCAUGGGCCCUACCAGCAGGAGUACGAAGCUGUCUUCAAAAGCUACAAGGGCAAUGCUAUCCACACUACCAAGUACAGCUUGUUGACUUUCAUCCCCAUGAACCUGUUCCAGCAGUUCCAUAGGGCUGCCAACCUCUACUUCCUGUUCCUGGCGUUACUGAACUGGGUGCCAGUUGUUGAAGCCUUUCAGAAAGAAAUUACCAUGAUUCCUUUGCUGGUGGUUCUCACUGUUAUCGCCAUCAAAGAUGCCCUGGAAGACUAUAGACGCUACUUGUUUGACAAGAAGGUCAACAACAAUGUAGUGCGAGUAUUCUGUGGCCAGCAGAAAGCUUAUGUUGACCAGCGCUGGAAGGAUGUGCGAGUCGGAGAUUUUGUCCGUCUGUCCUGUAAUGAAAUCAUCCCUGCUGACAUGCUGCUGCUAUAUUCCUCUGACCCUCGUGGGAUUUGUUACAUUGAGACUGCAAACCUGGACGGAGAGACCAACCUGAAACAGAGACAGGUGGUUUCAAACCUCCCAUUGCAGGGAGAAGAACUGACCCUUGAGAGCUUCCAUUGUCGUAUUGAGUGUGAGAACCCCAAUGAUGACCUCAGCAAGUUCAGAGGUUAUAUAGAGCAUCCUAGUGGGGUUCGAGUCGGCCUCCAUAACAGCAACCUGCUGCUGAGGAGCUGCACAGUCCGCAACACUGAUACCAUAGUGGGCAUUGUGGUCUACGCAGGUCAUGAGACGAAAGCCAUGAUGAACAACAGUGGGCCAAGAUAUAAGCGCAGCCAGCUGGAGAAGCGUCUGAACACAGACGUCCUGUGGUGUGUGCUCCUGCUCAUCAUCAUGUGUCUGACUGCUGCUAUAGGCCACAGCCUCUGGCUGAAGAACCUCAAAGACCCCAUCUUUCAAGUUGAUGGGAAGACGUCUCCCGUCCUGGCUGGAUUCUAUGUCUUCUGGACAAUGAUCAUUGUGCUGCAGGUACUGAUCCCCAUUUCUCUGUAUGUGUCCAUUGAGAUUGUGAAACUGGGCCAGAUCUACUUCAUCCACAAUGACUUAGCCCUGUACAACAAACAGCUGGAUUCUAGGAUCCAGUGCCGGGCUCUCAACAUCACUGAGGACCUGGGUCAGAUCCAGUACCUUUUCUCUGAUAAGACAGGAACUCUGACAGAGAACAAGAUGGUGUUCCGCCGCUGCAGUAUCUAUGGUGUUGAAUAUUCUCAUGAGGAAAAUGCUCGGAGGCUGGAAGUGUAUGAGGCGGAGAAGAACGAGGCAGCUGGUCGCUCUAUGACUCUGAAGUCGGGCUGCAGUGGUAAAUCUCUGAGCUGUCGGUCCCUCAGCUGCAACCGCAGCAAUGAGUCUCUGCACACACUCACUGCUGAGUCAGCGGAAGAGCAACUGUCCAAUCACAUCCAGCCCAGAACCCGUGCCUUCUGCAGCCGUGUGGCAAAGGAGGUGGUACCAGACCCUGAGCUAGUGAGGAAGUUGAAUUGGCUCUGCUCUCCUGUGCUGCCUCUGAGUGACGGCUGCUCUGGGUCUCCAUCCAGCCUGGAGCUGACCUACAUCACUGAUUUCUUCCUGGCUCUGGCCAUCUGUAACAGUGUGGUGGUCUCGUCACCCAGCCAGCCUCAACAUGUGGUGAGUAGAUGACAUGUUACUUCAAAGACAGACUCCAAAACGAUAUAUUCACUUGUCCUCAAUCUGCCUGUUCAUUUGUUCACAUAGGUCCAAUCCAUAUAGCACAAUUUAAAAAAAAACAACAAGGUUACCAAAGUGCUUUACGGAGAUAAAAUAAAAUAUGUUCAUGAUGAUA
Micropterus dolomieu (smallmouth bass) is the source of this 2195-nucleotide messenger RNA. RefSeq names its product phospholipid-transporting ATPase VD-like. Bases 239 to 2032 code for a protein of 597 amino acids. The transcript has 11 exons. Gene Ontology annotation, biological process: phospholipid translocation. Gene Ontology annotation, cellular component: plasma membrane. The record is from RefSeq and is a predicted model, not a curated record. Lineage: Eukaryota; Metazoa; Chordata; Actinopteri; Centrarchiformes; Centrarchidae. Gene Ontology annotation, molecular function: magnesium ion binding; ATP hydrolysis activity; ATPase-coupled intramembrane lipid carrier activity.